CUCCAUUCCUUCUUGGCUGUGCUGCUAUUUGUCAUGCACAUACAUAUAUAGUUAUAUACUCCAUAAAGAGUUUUGUUCAAAUUAUGUUGACAUCGCGCAUAUAUGAUGUUUGUAAAUAUUAAUUAGGUUGCAUCAUAUCAAGUCGUAUAUCUGCGAUUAUUACGAAAUGUCUACACUGCCAAACAUGAAUACGCCGAUGAAUCUCAGAAAACACAGUACUCAUUGUCAACCAGAUGUUCAUAAGAUGGUUUGUGUUGAGCGAACACAAGGAGAUGGCAUGGAAAAUGUGACAUUAGAUAAAGUUGAGACCAAGCAAAGUAGGAGUCGUCUGGGAGAUACUCUUAUUUAUCAUCCUACAAACUUAAAGCAAUUGGGAUCAACACCUCCAGUCGUGCCUACUGGUACAAUAGUAAACCUAGUGCCAAAGAACAUUAGUAAUGUAAAGCAAGAGAAGCAUAUUCUGCAUCCCUUAAAAUCAAAGGAACCAAAAUUUGUGCCAUACGAACCAUAUAAGGCAGCUGUUAACCCAAUAGUACCAUUCGAAAAAAAGAACAAAAGACUGCUUAGGAAGGAGUCAAGUGUAAAAACCACUAUCGCACAAGUGGCUGCAAUGAAGAUUCAAGAGUCUGACACAAAAGCAAAGGAUUCUACAAAAGAGGAUGAGAAAAAAAUAUUGGAGAAUGAAUGGGAAAGUGAAAAAUGUGCGUAUGAGGCAGAAAUUCGCAAACUCAAGGAGGAGAACAGUCAGCUGGAAACUCAGUUAAAAUUUCAAGCACAAGUUAAUGGUGAAUUGAAGAAUUUAUUAGUUGCUGCAGUGGGAGAAGAUCUUGAGACAAGAGUUCAUCUAUUGACCGAAGACAAAUUACAACUUGCUCGUGCUCUCCUGAAUUCGGCUCAGCAUUUAACUACACACCAAGAACAAACAGAAUGGCUUGCAGGCCAAUGUGAAGUUUGGAGAAGUAAAUUUCUAGCUAGUAGUUUAAUGGUGGAAGAUUUAGCAAGAUGGAAAGCUGCACUCUGUCAAAGAACAACAGAACUGCAAGAAUCUAUGAAACGAUUGUUAGAAGAACAUAACGUUAUUCGUGAUACAUCGCUUAAAACAUAUAGGAUGCUUACAAUUCUGCGAGAAAAAUUCGAUCCGAUAGGCACGACAUCCGGCAAGAAGCACGAACUGGCUAGCACAAAUAUCGUAGAUCUCACACAGGGAUGUUGUCAACUCGCCGAAAUUCUAAAAAUCAGUCUACUCAGCGGUGUUCCGGAUGUCGAGUUACGGAAAGAGAUCAAUAUAACUGGUUUAGAUAUGAAAACGCUCGCAGAACACAAUGCGGAAAGGUUGCUGAUGAAUCAAAAGUUACCAAUGUCAGGAAGAGAGGACAUUGCCUGCUCCGCUGUAAUGGGCGCGGCAGUUGCAGUUGGUGGGCAAAUGUUUCUUCCACGAUGUGACAUUAAAAAUAUGACAUGUUGUCCACACUGCAGUGGCGAGAUUAAACAAAUUUAAAAAUAGUUCUACUUUUAUAUCUUCUAUUUGAUGCUUUUUGUACUAAAUAUAUUGAAUAUUUUCAUCUCAUAUCUAAUGUUUAUA
Messenger RNA from Harpegnathos saltator (Jerdon's jumping ant), 1582 nucleotides. RefSeq names its product golgin-45. Gene Ontology annotation, cellular component: Golgi membrane. The transcript is spliced from 6 exons. Lineage: Eukaryota; Metazoa; Arthropoda; Insecta; Hymenoptera; Formicidae. The coding region runs from base 167 to 1498 and encodes 443 amino acids. The record is from RefSeq and is a predicted model, not a curated record. Gene Ontology annotation, biological process: Golgi organization; Golgi to plasma membrane protein transport.